AUGAUUUCACAGUCUAGGCAGUGCCGGCUAGACAAGAGGGUGAGUGGCGGUCGGGGCAAGCUCCACCGCUGCACGGGAGCGAUCAUCAACGGGAAGGCGACAUCCGGCUGCCCGGUGCGUGCGCGGGGGUGCAAGCAAACCGAUGGCACCUGGAAGGUUACGGAGGUGGUCCUCGAUCAUGUGGCGUGCACCGGCCAGGCCGGCAACAAAAAGCAGCGGAUCAACCGCCGAUGUGUGGAGGGGGAAGCAGCGGCGCUCGUGAGUGCCAACCACAGCAUAACAUGUCCGUCACUGGUGAAGACGCUGAAGGCAACCUCUGGCGUGGAUGUCAGCGAGAGGUCAGCUAGCAGGAUGCGGGCAGACAUCCUCGGCAAGGGAAAGGACGCGAUCGCCAAGGAGUACCAACUCCUCCAGAGCUCCUGCGACCUUCUCGGGAGGGACAACGGCAACAUCGUGGAGUGCCAAAUGGAGCGCAGUACGCUGCGCUGCGCUGCGCUGCGCUGCGCUGCUGAUCCGUCUCGUUCUUGA
Messenger RNA from Ectocarpus siliculosus, 528 nucleotides. NCBI's taxonomy places the organism in Eukaryota, Phaeophyceae, Ectocarpales, Ectocarpaceae. The record is from the annotation of a GenBank genome assembly.